UCUAAAUCCAAAAAGCGAGAAAAGCCGACAAAACCCGUUCGUUCAGAGACAACUUUGCCGUAGCCCUCAUCCUGCGUUGUGAUUGCGUUUUCCUGCGUUAAGAAGACAGAUCAGAUUUACAGAACCAACUAGAAAGUCCAGUUCCACCAACAGAGAUGUCACAGGAGCCUGACAGUAAGAGGGCCGUCCUGGUGUUGCAGAAUGACCCCGGGUACGGUCAGCGUAGGACCUACACCAACGAGGACGAGGCGUGGAAGUCGUUCCUGGAGAACCCCCUGACUGCUGCCACAAAGGCCAUGAUGAGUAUUAACGGAGAUGAGGACAGUGCUGCUGCCCUGGGCCUCCUCUAUGACUACUACAAGGUGCCUCGGGAGAAGAGAACAAUACCCCAGGCCAAGACCGAUUCCCUGGGCCCCGACACAGAUCCCAACAAAAGGUACAUGUCAUUAAUGGCCCCUCUACAGGAGAGUUCCAUGGCAUCUGCUGACAGCCGGAUCCAGUUCUUGAAGGGUCCCAUCAACAUCCUCCUGCCCAACCAGCUGCAUGGCCAGGACCCCAAGCGGGGGGGGCCCUUCCCCUCCCCAGACACCACUGUCACGGUGUCCAUUGCCACCGUGCCCAACUAUCCCAGCGUGAAGACCGAGGUGCCCGCCCACGGCUUCUCUGUCACUGUCCCCAACAACUGUUCUGAGUCGGACAGCCACACGCUGGAGUUCGCCCGGCAGCUCACCCACAGCCAGUACAGCCCCAGCACCCAGCCACGGACCCCUGACUCCACCUUCCCAGAGACCUACAAGGACACUUCCCAGGAGGUGUUCUCCUUUCCGGGGGAUCUUCAGUUACGUAUGGCCUCCAUCACGCCUGAGGAGUACAGCUCUUUUGACACGGCGCCAGGGAAUAAUUUUGAAUACACUCUGGAAGCGUCCAAGUCGCUGCGUCAGAAGACAGGUGAUGGAACCAUGACGUAUCUCAACAAGGGCCAGUUCUAUCCCAUCAGCCUCAGGGAGAUGGACAACAGCAAAGGGUUGCAUCCCAUUAGCAAAGUCAGGAGUGUGGUGAUGGUGGUGUUCGGGGAGGAGAAGUGCAGAGAAGACCAGCUGAAGCACUGGAAGUACUGGCACUCCAGACAGCACACAGCCAAGCAGAGGUGUAUUGACAUUGCUGACUACAAGGAGAGCUUCAACACCAUCAGCAAUAUUGAAGAGAUCUCCUACAACGCAAUCUCCUUUACCUGGGACAUCAACGAGGAAGCAAAGAUCUUCAUCUCAGUGAACUGCCUGAGUACAGACUUCUCCUCUCAGAAGGGGGUGAAGGGCCUUCCGUUGAACCUGCAGAUUGACACGUACAGUUACAACAACCGGAGCAACAAGCCCAUCCACCGAGCCUUCUGCCAGAUCAAGGUGUUCUGCGACAAGGGCGCCGAGAGGAAGAUCCGGGACGAGGAGAGGAAGCAGUCUCGCAGGAAGGGCAAGUGCACCGACCUCAAUGCCAGUCUGGGAGCAUUUGUGGAUGUCAAAGUUUCCCUUCUUCAGAAGCGUAAUGACGUCACAACCUUCAAGAUGAUGACUGACUUUGAAACCCAGCCAGUACUCUUCAUCCCUGACAUCCACUUCUCCAACUUCCAGCGCCACACAUUCCCAAGUUCUGCAGAUGUGUUGUUUGAAAGAAGACUUGGACAUUUCGGGAAGGUUAAUGGCAUUGUGGAGGGGAAUGUGUUAGGACACUGCAUCUCCAGCCAAACAAUUCCCCAACCGUCUCCUCAUCAGCUGGUGGGGUCAGACAGGCAGUCAGAAGACAUAUUCCAGACACCACGCUCGCAGCUCGCAGAGUGGAACUUGCCAUUCUCCCAGGAGGAUGGAGAGGAAAGCUCGGGCAUGAAGAGGUUGUCCUAUGCCGAGGAUGAGUUUGGUUCCCCUCCAAAUAAGCUGGUCAGAACGGACGAGCCCAAGAAAGUUCUGCUGUAUGUGCGUAAGGAAGCAGAGGAGGUGUUUGACGCUGUCAUGCUGAAGAACCCCACAUUGAAAGGCCUGGUGGAAGCAAUCUCAGAGAAAUACAGCGUGCCACUUGAGAAAGUGGGGAAAGUUUACAAGAAAUGCAAAAAAGGGAUAUUAGUCAACAUGGAUGACAACAUCAUCAAGCACUACUCCAACGAAGACACCUUCCAUAUCUCUAUGGAGGAGAUAGCAGGCAUGUACAAACUCACCCUGACUGAAAUCUGAUUGGCCCAAAGGGAGGGGUGUGGAGUGACUGACAGCAUCAACGGCCAGUCCCCACACAGAGUAUCUUGUAAAUACGUGGGGUUUACACAUGGCUUUGGCUCAGGCUGAAUAUAGACAGAAUGUCUCGGACACUUUUGGCCAAAUCUCCAAUCCAAUAGGCAGGUCCCAGAACUGUUGUUAUUAUGAGAUGGUCAUCAGAACUGAGACCUGUGUGAUGGAUAAAGUACCUCCUUGCAUGUGACGGUACAAAGCCAAUACUUUUAUAUGAUGAUGACAUUGUGAUAACUGCUUCAUGUAUACUUUUGAUAAAUGUUCCAUGCUUUUGUAUAUAAGAACCUCUUUGCUGUGUGACAAGUGUUGUUUGUCACAGCACACAUCGUGUGUGGCAUUUCUGUGUGGCUAUACCUCAUGUUAUGCAAACAAAGCUUCUUCUCAAUAACUUUGUUUUUCUGGUGCACUGCUUUUAGAGUUAGCGUUAGCAUCAUUAGCAGAGUGGUUGGGGGUAUAUUUCCUUUAAGCCUGGUCUCAUGUGUUGUCCCUGUCCUGCUAACUCCUACGCAAAGGAUCAGGCCAAAAUGGCAAGACAGGGCGAACACAAUGGAGACCUAGAUAUCGUUAAAUUAAGACUUGCUAUGCGAAAUUUGUAUUUUAAACAGAGGGGAUCGAGUGGCUUGGCCGGCUCAUUGUAUUGUUACUAAACAUCCUGGCAGUAUUUAGUAUGUUUGUACACUACAAUCUUCCAGAGUCUGGCAGUUUCAGCAUAUGUCAGUACUGUAUGUGGAUUUCUGUACAGAAUCAAGAGCAGAGAUUUACCCUUACACUGCUUUGGCCCUUUCAUAAGUAUUACAUGUAAAAACAAUAACAAUUAAAAAGAUAUCAGCCCUUUUCUCACUUGGCUUUAGAUGGAUAGGUUUCAGAACAGGUUGCGAACUCAUAACAAAAUAGAUCUGAGAAUGUUCAUUAGUAAAGGAAGUGCGAGGAGUCAGAUUUCUAAGCUUAAAUGCAUUCAAAUUGACAGAUUUCCCUUUGACUGUUGGUGCACAUAUCAGUAAUGAUGCAAUAGCAUGAAAUGUGUGGACAUUUGAAAAUGUCAUAAAAAUGUGUCCUUAUGGAACUUCACAACUAAUGUUUUGUACCAGAGUACUUCAUGUGUAUAUAUUUAUUAAGAGAAUGGGAAAGGGGUGUUGUUGUUGUUUUUUACCAUAUAUACAUACAGUACCAAGCAGAACAUUACUACAACUCCUAAUAUAAUGUUUUGUGUUUUUAUAUGAAAUUGUUAUCUAACAUAGUAUUUACAGUAGGUAACGGAAAGUCAAGGCAGAGAUUAAAUAUACUAAGACGUCUUUAUUUUUGAAGUUUGUCCUGAGACGGUUACAUUUUGACUAUUCUGUCAUGUAUGAUAUAGCAUUCGACAUGAAAUAAAAAUGCUACAUAAGCUUU
This is a messenger RNA of Esox lucius (northern pike), 3659 nucleotides long. RefSeq names its product grainyhead-like transcription factor 1 (gene grhl1). The transcript has 16 exons. Gene Ontology annotation, biological process: regulation of transcription by RNA polymerase II. The record is from RefSeq and is a predicted model, not a curated record. Gene Ontology annotation, cellular component: nucleus. Bases 156 to 2219 code for a protein of 687 amino acids. Gene Ontology annotation, molecular function: DNA-binding transcription activator activity, RNA polymerase II-specific; RNA polymerase II cis-regulatory region sequence-specific DNA binding. Lineage: Eukaryota; Metazoa; Chordata; Actinopteri; Esociformes; Esocidae.